Molecule: messenger RNA, 2081 nt
Organism: Cyprinodon variegatus (sheepshead minnow)
Lineage: Eukaryota; Metazoa; Chordata; Actinopteri; Cyprinodontiformes; Cyprinodontidae
Gene: ftr86
Product: tripartite motif-containing protein 16-like
Exons: 11
Coding region: 120-1955 (611 amino acids)
Molecular function (GO): protein binding; zinc ion binding
Source: RefSeq, a predicted model, not a curated record
CUGCCACCUCUAAACCUAAACCUCUUGCUGUCUAUACUCGUUUUGUUUUAAGCGUUGCUUUUUGUUAACUGUAGCCUUAAUUGCGAGGGAUCCAUACCUUCAAGACCUCAAGAAUCAUCAUGGCCUCAACUUGGCCCGAAGAGGAAAGCUUUGCCUGCUCUGUAUGCCUGGAGACCCUAAAAGACCCCAUUACCUUAACAUGCGGACACUCUUACUGCUUGAACUGCAUCGAAAACCACUGGGACAAGGAAGAUGGCAAAGGUCAAUACAGCUGCCCUCAGUGCAGGCAGCUCUUCGCUCCUCGGCCAAGCGUGGCCAAAAACACUCUGCUUGAACAGGCCAUGGAGAAACUAAGAACCAACAGCUUGAAGCAAAACCAUGCGGUGGGCAUCUAUUCAUCUGAACCAGCACUGCCCUUCUACUUAGACUUAUCAGAUGUUGGGCCUAGAAAGGGGAGCGUUUACCCACAGCUGCCUUCGAUGGAACCCAGACCCUGCCCUAAACACAAGCAACCGCUGGAUCUGUUCUGCCAUGAAGAUAAGGAGUGUGUGUGUGUGAUGUGUUGCCAACAGGGACACCCUGGACAUCACGUGGUUAGACCACAAGAAGAGAGAAGAGAGAAACAGAAAGAGCUGGUCCAGAUGCAAUCAGAGGUACAGAGGAGAAUUCAGGAGACUGAGCGGAAGAUCAUGGAGGUCCCUCAUACGGCUCGUCAACAAAAGGCUUUGCUGCAGGCCCUUCAAAGGGAGAGUUCUGACUUAUUUCCUGAACUGGGGAAGAGUGUCGAUCUCACAGGGACGCAGGUUGGUGAGCUGCUGAGUGCCCAUGAGGCCGUCUUCGAUGGUCGCGUUGAUGAAUUGGUCAAGAGUUUAGAACAAGAUGUAGCACAGCUCCAUCACAGGAGUGAAGAGCUAAACAGACUGGCCUACAUGCAGGAUAACAUCAGCUUCUUGAAGAAUUUCUUCCUCAUUGAGCCGUUGGGUCAGACUGGAGGCCCGGGACAGUUUGGGAUAAGUCAGGAGGAAGCUGUCGCCUCCAUUCGGUCGGUCAUUAAAGAUUUGCAAGAAUCUGUACAAGAACUCUGCAAAGACAGUUUGGCCAAGAUUGUCAAAAUAGUGAGUCAUGAACCUGUGGCUGCAACACCCAACGGUGUGGCUGUUAAAACAGAAACCACAGUCCCCACUGAUCAUUCCUGUCAGGCCACUACACAGGAUUCAGUCUAUGAAGAAAUAGACACGUCUCCACCUUUACCAUCUCAACCACCUCCUUCUCACGAGCCUCCAAGGUUUAGAGGUUCAAUAAAUUAUCAAGCUUCAGGUCCCGCUCCACCCCUCCCACCCCCUCGACCUCUAGCAUCUGGGACAUCAAUAAGACUUGUGAAUCCAGAGCCUAAAACGAGGGAGGAUAUGUUAAAAUUUCGCUUUGAGCCUACCAUGGACCCCAACACGGCGCAUCGCCACAUGAAGCUGUCAGAAGAUUUGCAUAAGGUCACCAUGUGUGCUGAAAACUUCAACCCACCUGACCACCCUGAUCGUUUCUUCUUCUGGAGGCAAGUUCUCUGCAAGGAGCCCCUGGCAGGGAGCCCUUACUACUGGGAGGCGGAGUGGACCGGGAAGAAGAUCACCAUUGGUGUCGCUUACAAGGAGAUGGAGCGUAAAGGCUCUGACCACAGAAGUCGUCUGGGUCACAACGCCCAGUCCUGGAGCCUGUACUGGUCUGGGACCGGCUUCUCCUUCUGGCACAAUAACCAGGAAAAACUUCUGGGCUCUCCUAAAGCUCAUCGGAUCGGCAUCUAUCUGGACCAGCAUGCAGGGAUCCUAAACUUCUACGGCAUCAUCGGCAACAAUGCUCAUCUUAUCCAUCACUAUGUGACGCAGUUCACCGGGCCGCUCUUCGCAGGGUUCAGACUGUGGGGAGGCGUCGGGGAAACUCUGACUAUUUGUUCACUGGACUGAGUUCAUGGCUUUAAUAGAGUGGUCCUUUCUUGAUAAAACCCUUCCUGUCUGGUUUGAUAUGUUUUUUCUUAAAUGUUGUUCAUGUAUCAUAUUGUGUUUUUAAAGCUGUACUGAAACGAUUAAAAU